Rhopalosiphum maidis (corn leaf aphid) is the source of this 489-nucleotide messenger RNA. Its product is annotated as small ubiquitin-related modifier 3-like. Gene Ontology annotation, cellular component: nucleus. Gene Ontology annotation, biological process: protein sumoylation. The record is from RefSeq and is a predicted model, not a curated record. Gene Ontology annotation, molecular function: protein tag activity; ubiquitin-like protein ligase binding. The coding region runs from base 36 to 317 and encodes 93 amino acids. Lineage: Eukaryota; Metazoa; Arthropoda; Insecta; Hemiptera; Aphididae. The transcript is spliced from 4 exons.
UUGUCUAUUAACCAAUUUAUAUAGACACAUCAGAAAUGCCAGUAAACGAAGAAGAUACCUCUGAAAACUUUGUUACUCUUAAGGUUUGUGGCGCGUAUGACGAUGCUUUACCUAUUAGACAUUUCAAAAUAAAGAAACAUAUUCGUUUAAGAAAGCUCAUGAGAAUUUAUUGUGAAGAAGCUGGUUUGCCUAACCCGGAUGAAGCAAUAUUCCAAACUUUUGCAGGUCGUAUUUGUGAAGAUGAUACUCCUACAUCACUCGAAAUGGAACAAGGUGAUACCAUUUACGUCAUUGAAUCGCCAAAUCUCUCUCUCUAGGAUUUGAUUAAGAAACUGUAAUAUUUAUGUAUGCUGGUAUUUUAAUUUCACCACAUUGUACCCUUGAAAUUUAUGGAAUUGAAGACGGGCGGAUUAUUUGUUUUCAAUCCCCUAAUUUUGAAUAUCAAUGAUUAUAAUUUUUUAAAUCUUAAAUAAAUAAAAAUUGCAUUUA